AACGUCACCAGUCAGUGGUUUUUCGGGUUGAUCCGACUUCUUUUGGCUGCCGUGAGUUCACUGUAUUGAAAAGGGGACCGUGAAUCCUGGAGGACGAGGGGGGGUUGAUUUGCCAAAAAAAAAAAAAAAAAAAUCUCCCGCUUGGGUACACAUCCGGAGUCUCGACGAUCAUAAUUCAUCGCACCUUUUUACCUGUUAUGGGGUCUAGACGUUAUUGUUUCUAUUAAUUUAUUCUUUUCCUUUUAGUUUAUGGUUUACGUUAACACUCCGGGAGGGCAGAAAUGGCGGCCAACAUGUACCGGGUCGGAGAUUAUGUAUUCUUUGAGAACUCCUCCAGUAACCCUUACUUGAUCCGGCGGAUAGAAGAACUUAACAAGACGGCCAGUGGGAAUGUGGAGGCGAAGGUGGUUUGCUUCUACAGAAGGAGAGACAUCUCCCACAGCCUCAUCCAGCUCGCAGACAAACACGCAAAGGAGUUGGAAGAAGAGAAGGAGAGCCCGAUAGAGACAGACCUAACAGACAAACAGAAACACCAGCUCCGCCACAGAGAGCUCUUCCUCUCCCGGCAGUAUGAGAGUCUGCCUGCGACACACAUCAGGGGGAAGUGCAGUGUCGCACUAUUAAAUGAGACUGAAGCUGUUCUUUCAUACCUUGACAAAGAGGAUACGUUCUUCUACUCGCUGGUGUACGACCCCACACAGAAGACCCUGCUGGCCGACAAAGGAGAAAUCAGAGUGGGGCCGCGCUUUCAGGCAGACGUACCUGAAAUGCUACUAGAGGGGGAGGCAGACGACAGGGACCAGUCCAAGCUGGAAGAGAAGCUGUGGUAUCCAGAGUGUCCGCUCUCCAGCAAACAGAUUGACCAAUUCCUAGUGGUGGCACGGGCGGUCGGGACCUUCGCUCGAGCGUUGGACUGCAGCAGCUCAGUGCGACAGCCGAGCUUACACAUGAGUGCAGCCGCAGCCUCACGAGAUAUCACACUGUUCCAUGCCAUGGACACGCUGCAUCGUCAUAAUUACGACCUCUCCAGUGCGCUGAGUGUGCUGGUCCCAGCAGGCGGCCCGGUGCUCUGCAGGGACGAGAUGGAGGAGUGGAGCGCCUCGGAAGCCGCCAUGUUUGAGGAGGCACUAGAGAAAUACGGAAAAGACUUCAACGACAUCCGACAAGACUUUCUGCCUUGGAAGUCUCUGACCAGUAUCAUAGAGUACUACUACAUGUGGAAGACCACAGACAGAUAUGUGCAACAGAAAAGGCUUAAGGCAGCAGAGGCAGAGAGCAAACUGAAGCAGGUUUAUAUCCCCACAUAUAACAAGCCCAACCCCAACCAGAUCUCUAUGACCAAUGGCAAGAUGGCUACAGUGAAUGGCGCGGGCCCCGGGGCCUACCAUGCCUCAGGCGGGGGCCGAGCCUGCGAGAGCUGUUAUUCCAUGCAGUCGGCCCAGUGGUACUCAUGGGGUCCUCCGAACAUGCAGUGCCGCCUCUGCAUUUCAUGCUGGAUGUACUGGAAGAAGUACGGAGGCCUGAAGAUGCCAAGUAGAGCAGAGGCCCCAGAGGAGAGGACCUCGCCCACUCCAGCAACCAAUGAGCAUCGCUCACGGGGUCACGCUCCCCGCCAGUCCAACCACAUGGUGCCAAUGCGAAACAGCGGCAGCCCGAAGUCCUCCAUGAAGACCAAGCAGGCUUUCCUGCUGCAGGCCACGCGCCUCACCACUGCCCGGCACAUGUGCCGUGACAUCAUCAGGCUGCGGCGCGCCGCGCGCCGGCCCUUUGUGCCCAUUAACUGUGGGUCCAUAAAGGCAGAGUACAUGUUAAAGGUGUCGGAAGGGCAGGGGACUCGCCUCCCCAAAACCAGGGCCGCCCAAAGGAGCACUCUGACCAGUGUGGUACAGUUUCUAGAGUCCCGUCCAGCAGCCCACGCCCCUCGCUCCCACCGCACGCAGGGCCUGCAGACGCCUCCUCCCCGACGCCUCCUCUCUUCCCUCCCACACGGCCCCCACGGCAUGCUGGGAAAACGCAGCUACCAUCACCACAGCCGGGCUGAGCCGGACAGACGCUCAGAUAACGCUGGUACAACUGGUGGACCCCUCAUGCAUAACGGCCGCAGCAGCAGCAGUGGAAACUCCCGAGGUGGCGUCAUGAUCCGCAAGAGACGCCCCAACUGGAUCGACGCCCCCGAUGACAGCUUCUUCCUCGUCACCCGGGAGACCAGGAGGGCCAGGCGGCUGCUGUCCCGCUCCCAGCUGAGGCGCGCUUGUCGGCAGCCGUGCGAGCAGAUCGCCCUGCGCAGGGUCACCCAGGCCCCACCGCAGGGGCUCGUCCUGGCCCCCCCGCACCCUCACCCCAGCUUGAGGAUGCGAGGCCCCAUCGUCAUCCACGACUGACCGCUUACCAGAGCACUCCCACCUCCUGUUCUCUCAUUAGAUUCCUUUUUUUUUGUGGCAGAAACAUGAAGACUCAAACAAACCGUCCCUCAGCUGCUUGGCAACAGAAGGGCGUCCCGAGCUGUGAUGCAAUAGAGAAAAAAAAACACACACACUUGCCGCUGACUGCAAGUGCUGCCUUUCCGUAAUCCUGGGAUUGUGUACAUACUGUAUCUGGGUGCAUGCAGAGAGUGUGUGUUGGCGUGUGUGUGAGUGGGUGAUAAACGCCAGCAGCACAUGACAGAAGGAGUGGACGUUGACGUGUGCUGCUCUUAGUUGUUAUGGCUGGACAUAAACGGAGGAUUUUCGACUUUUUCUGUCUUGGUGUUCUAUUACUGUGGAGUUGAUUUGGGUGUGUGUGUGUGUGUGUGGGCGGGGGGUGGGGGGGGGGUAGUGGGUGGGAUUGGAUUUGUGGGGACUGAGGUUCUUUUAACAUCUGCCGUUAAAAAGAAAAUGCACUAUGAACUGAACUGAACAGCUGCUUUGAGUGGUGUUUUUACCUGCAGGUUUUCACGCUCUUUUUGAGUUUAAAAUGAAUGAGCUGGAGCUCGGGAGUUGAAGAAUGAUGACCUGGAGAAAUUGCUUCAUGAAAUGACUCAUUUCGUUGUAUGAGAAUCCUGCAGCUCUGAAAAUAUAACAAGGCAAUGAAAUAUUGAACCAGCUUACAUCCGACAGCAUAUGCUUCUCUCAUGAACCAGUGUAAAAUAUACUGUACAUCUCAUUGAAGCACUUGUAAAUCUACCCAUCCUAUUUCUAUGGCCGACUACCACUUAGCCCUAACGUGGGAACUAAAGCUCCUCCUUUGUAACAGAAAAGGGCAUGGAUCUGUCAUAUUCCCCUCAAGGCUGCGAUGUACACCCAACAUUUUGAAGCAUCAACAAAAAAAAGACUUUUGCAUAUUUACAUAUUUCAUCAUUGUUCCUUAAAACCAACGAUAAAGUUUCUCUCCAUGCUGCAUGUUGCCAGAGGGCGUUGCCUCAAAAAGUUGCCGGUGAACCCAUCCGGCCUUCGGGUGUGUUUGAUUAGGAGUUUUUAAAACUGGCAUCGCCGCCGCAUGUCUUUGAGGAGAGAGACUCCGCCGAUGAUUUCUUCUCUUUCAUUCAGAAUGUUUAUGUUGGUGUUUCCUGUACGUCAUGUGUUGAAUACUAAUAAAAAAGAAAUUGCAGGAUGACGAUG
Gasterosteus aculeatus aculeatus (three-spined stickleback) is the source of this 3596-nucleotide messenger RNA. RefSeq names its product metastasis associated 1 family, member 3 (gene mta3). Gene Ontology annotation, cellular component: NuRD complex; nucleoplasm. The record is from RefSeq and is a predicted model, not a curated record. Gene Ontology annotation, biological process: negative regulation of transcription by RNA polymerase II. NCBI's taxonomy places the organism in Eukaryota, Metazoa, Chordata, Actinopteri, Perciformes, Gasterosteidae. Gene Ontology annotation, molecular function: histone deacetylase binding; sequence-specific DNA binding; transcription corepressor activity.